Messenger RNA from Closterium sp. Naga37s-1, 2907 nucleotides. Lineage: Eukaryota; Viridiplantae; Streptophyta; Zygnematophyceae; Desmidiales; Closteriaceae. The record is from the annotation of a GenBank genome assembly.
AUGUCCAUCCUCUCUUCAGACUCCUCCCCUUCUUACUCCUCCCCAUCCUACUACUCCUCCCCAUCCUACUCCUCCACCUCCCCUCCUUCCACCAACUCCUCCUCCUCCUCUUCCUCCUCCAAGGGUCUGUCCACAGGAGCAGUCAUAGGCAUAGUGGUGGGCGUGACUCUGCUGCUGCUGCUGCUCGGGGGAGUCGGUCUCUUCCUCUGGUUCAGGCACAAGAGCAAGGCCAGUGGGGCCGAUAAGCCUGGCCAGGCGUACGGGGGAACUGCGGCAGUAGGGGCUGAUCUAGAGGCGAAUAAGGGGUAUGCGAACCCGUAUUAUGCGGGCGGGGGGGGCGGAGGCGGAGGGGGAGGCCUUGGGGGAAGUGGAGGCGGGAGCGGGGGGUGGGGAGGUGGGGGAGGGGGGAGCGGGGGGAAUGGCAUGGCGGCUCCUGUGGCAGGGGGAUACGGGGGAUCGGGAGGGGCAGGAGGGGGAGGAGCAGCAGCAUAUGGGGCGGCAGCAGCAGGAGCAGCGGGAUCGUAUGGGGCGGCAGGGGGGGGAUAUGCGGCAGCAGCAGGGCCUCAGGCGGGGAUGGGACCCGGGAUCCACGACGCACAUUCCCACUGUUCUCCCUUCCCCUCUCCAUGCAACCAUCUUAUGUCUCAAACCAUGACUUUGUUCAGUUUACUCAAGGUAGCAGCCAUGGCGACUAAGCUCCACCCCAACCUGGUCCGCCUACUCGGCUACUGCAUCGACAUGAAUCCAGCAGCACUGGGCAGGGGCGACCUGAGCAUGGAGCACCGCACUGCACCGCACUGCACCCCUACUCCCAUGGGCUACUGCAUCGACAUGAACCCAGCAGCACUGGGCAGGGUCGACCUGAGCAUGGAGCAGAUAGUGGUGUACGAGUUGAUGGCUCAUGGGGACCUGAACCCAGCAGCACCUCACUGUACCCCUUCCUCCCCUCCCUCCCUCUCUCCCACUCCAGCGAUGGCGACAAAGCACCAUCCCAACCUCGUCCGCCUUCUAGGCUACUGCAUCGACAUGCACCCAGCAGCACCGCACUCCACCACCGGCGACCUGAGCAUGGAGCAAAUUGUAGUGUACGAGUUCAUGGCCAACGGGGACUUGGAGCGGUGGGUGGGGGAGGGGGCAGCACAGCCGCUGGGCUUAGCUGAGCGGCUCUCAGUGCUCAUCGGCACGGCUCAUGGCUUGGACUUUGGCAUCCUCAUUCUGACCACAAUGUCCGGCCACAAUGCACUGAAAGUGGAUGAGAAUGGCAACAAUUUCAACGUCAGGAAAUGGGCGGAGUCGUUAGUUGCGGCCGGCAAAGCGGAGGAAUUAAAAGACCCACGAUUGGACGUCCCGGCAGAUUUGAUUCUGCGGUUGGCACAGCUGGCGCUGCGCUGCACGGGCAUGCCGACCGUGUCUCGUCCUGACAUGAUCCAGGUGGUAUCUGAGCUCACGGCGCUCAGGAAGGAGUUUCUGGGGAAGGUGUCAUCUAGGAUGGCUGAGAGGAUUGAUGAGGAGGUGGAGUCCCAGAGAGUUGGGAAUUUCAGUGCGGAAAUAGCGAUGAUUGAAAGGCUGGCGUUUCAGGGGACGGGACCAAACGUUUUUGAGGAGGGAGUGUUCGUUUGUGCGGGGAAAAGCUCGCUGGAUGAUUCUUGGCGGGCACGUUAUGCUGCCCCGCAUCAGCUGGUGCUGCCCCGCAUCAGCUGGCAUAAGAACAAGGCCAGUGGGGCUGAUAACGCUGGCCAGGCGCAUACUGGAGCUGCGGCAGCAGCAGCAGCAGCAGGGGCUGAUUCAGAGGCCAAUAAGGGGUAUGCAAACCCGUAUUAUGCGGGUGGGGGGGGCGGAGACGGAGGGGGAGGCGUUCGGGGGAGUGGAGGGGGGGGCGGGGGGGAAGGCAUGGCGGCCCCUGGGGCAGGGGGAUACGGGGGAUCAGGAGGGGCAGGAGGGGCAGGAGGGGCAGGGGUGGCAGCGUAUGGGGCAGCAGCAGCAGCAGCCGCAGCAGCAGGGGGGGCAUAUGGGGCGGGAGCAGGGGGCCCGUACGGGGCGGCAGCAGGGGGGGCGUAUGGGGCGGCAGCGGGGGGGGCGUAUGGGGCGGCAGCAGGGGGGGCGUAUGGGGCGGCAGCAGGGGGGGCGUAUGGGGCGGCAGCAGGGGGGGCGUAUGGGGCGGCAGCAGGGGGGGCGUAUGGGGCGGCAGCAGGGGGGGCGUAUGGGGCGGCAGCAGGGGGGGCGUAUGGGGCGGCAGCAGGGUUCAGGCGGGGAUGGGGUCUGGGUGGCAUGUACCAGCAGCAGCCACAUCAGCAUGCCAACGUGGCACCACAGCAGCAGCAGCAGCAGCAGCAGCAGCAACCAGCAGCCUUCCAAUCACCUCCGUCCGUCUGUCAGCAAUUCGCCCUUGCUGACCUGGCGCGGGCCACCAGACUCUCAACGAGAGGUGAGUGCACUGCACCCAGCAACACCGCACCCAGCGGCACGUGUAUGCACCCGCAGCACUGUAGCUCGGGUUCUCAUCUCACCAAGACCUUUCAGAGAGAGGUGGCAGCCAUGGUAACAAAGCACCAUCCCAACCUCGUCCGCCUGCUGGGCUACUGCAUCGACAUGCACCCACCAGCACCGCACUCCACCCAGGGCGAUCUGAGCAUGGAGCAGAUAGUGGUGUACGAGUUCAUGGGUCGUGGGGACUUGGACCGGUGGGUGGGGGAGGGGGCGGCACAGCCGCUGCCGGUGGCGCAGCGCGUGGCGCGCCUCUCUCUCCCCUCACCGGGGGGCAUCGACAUGCACCCAGCAGCACCGCACUCCACCCAGGGCGACCUAGACUCAAACCCGCCAACGUCCAUCCUCCUUGAGUCCAAGAUCGAGGUGGCAGACUUUGGGUUACUGCCUCAUGUUCCUUGCCCUCCCACCUCCCACGCUUAA